Molecule: messenger RNA, 3487 nt
Organism: Leptinotarsa decemlineata (Colorado potato beetle)
Lineage: Eukaryota; Metazoa; Arthropoda; Insecta; Coleoptera; Chrysomelidae
Gene: Elp1
Product: Elongator complex protein 1
Biological process (GO): tRNA wobble base 5-methoxycarbonylmethyl-2-thiouridinylation
Cellular component (GO): elongator holoenzyme complex; cytosol
Molecular function (GO): tRNA binding; protein binding
Source: RefSeq, a predicted model, not a curated record
AUGAGUCAAGUCUCUGGUCUUCUCCAGAAAAAAAUUUCUUGUGUUACUGAAAAGUCGAUAGCAGAACUUUCAUGGAAUCCGGCAGAAACGUUACUUGUUAUCAUCGAAAAUGAUUAUAAUAUAUACUCUUACACUUUUACUGGAGUAUCCUUCGAUCUGAAAUACACAUCUCAACUAACUGCUGAUGUACCCAUUCCCGUUCUUGUGGGCUGGGGGUCGCAGAACACUCAGUUCAGAGGACCAAAGCAGAAACAUUCCAGAGAAGGAGAACAAAGUGAAGUCAAGCAAAUAUCACUUGAUGGCCCACCAAAGUUGUCAUGGAGGGGAAACGGUGAACUCUUUGUGGUGAAUUUUCAUAAUGAAGGCAAACGUUUUUUGAAAGUCUUCGAUUCUGAUUUAAAUCCUUUGCAUCAAUCCGAAGAAUAUUUGAAUCUCUGUCAAGCGGUUUCGUUCAUGGGACAAGGACAAUGUAUUGCAAGCUGUGCUCUAAGAAAUGAUGUUAAUGAUUUAAUAAUUUUUGAAAAGAACUGUAAAGUCAAAGCAGUGUUUGAGCUGCCUGAAAUUAAGGGUACCAUAAAAAAGUUGCUGUACCACCCUCAGAUGAACAUUUUAGCUGUACAGAGCACGGAUAAAGAAGAUCAAACUUACAUAAACAUUCUUCUGUAUUCAAAUGCUAAAUGGUUUUUAAAACAACAGCUCUUUUAUCCAUCCUCAGUUCGAGUUUAUGGCUUCGAAUGGUUAAAUCUACAAGAAAACUUGUUCACAACUUGCAAAUUAGUUGUUUUCACUUCCAGAAAUAUUGAGCACCAUGUGUUUCGAUUUAUAAUAAACAGAUGCCCACAAACUGGAAUAGUAACUGUGAUAAAUGGCAGAACUGUAGAAUUUUAUAUAUUUGAUGAAAAAAUUAUCCCACCCCCAAUGUAUCUUCACACGUUUGAGCAUACUCAACCUAUAAACCGAAUUUUAUUCCAUCCAACAAGGCAGAUUUGCGCCCUUUUAGAUUGUAUGUUUCAAAUUACACUUUUAGAAAUUUCUAGAGAUGGUAUAAUUUCAACUAUGACAACAGAAAUAUUAACAUCAAAUGGUACUCUGAAUUUUCUUGGAUGGCAAUGGAACACUGAUGAAAAUAUUUAUUUGAAUGUACAAUGUGAUGAUCAUGAUAUCGUUGGUAUCCAACAAUACGGAAAUAUUUCCGUAGACCUGAAAUAUGUUGACGAAAGUUCACCAAAUUUUCAACUCCAAUACGAUGAUACUGACGUAUCCGUUAAGCAGAAGAUUCUGAAAAAAGACUCUGAAAUAAUAUACUUGACCAAACGAAAAUUCACUAUUGACAAUAAUGAACAAGAAUAUGAUUUUGCUUUAGCCAGCAAUAGAGAAUUUUAUGUGAAUGAUACAGUGGUUUGUAAUGGAGUGACUUCUUUUAUAAUAUUCAGAGAGUACUUGAUCAUGACUCAUGCUAAUAGCAAAUUGUAUUGCCACCGGUUGAAAGAUUUCUCGGUAUUUUCGGACAAUAUGGACCUAACAAAACUUUUUUCAAGAGAAAUCGAACAAGGGUCAAGAAUAGUCAGUUGUAACAAUGCGCUACCACCUCAAAUCAUUUUACAGCUUCCUCGUGGUAACUUGGAAAGCAUUGGAUGUAAAAUGAUUACCAUUGAUGUAGCGGAGGAGAUGCUCAGAAAAAAUAAAUGGGAUAGUGUGUUACAAAUUUUGAGAGAGGAAAAAGUGAAUAUGAACGUUUUGAUAGAUCUGAACCCAGUACGAUUCAGUGAACAUAUAGAAGAUUUUGUCAAAGCUGCAAAGAGCUUGGCUUUCUUGAAUACCAUAGUUACUGAAUUCAAUUCGACAGAAAAUUGUUUCGACACGUUUUACAAAAACUAUCAGAUCAGCUCAGUGCCUGCAGCGAAAUGUGAAAAAUUGAAAGUAGUGGAGAAAAUCUUGGAAUAUUUGAUAUCUACCGAUUGCAUCCAUAACUUAUCUAGUAUUAUAGCCAUCCAACAGAAACACAUAUCUCUACAUUCAGCUUUAAGGUCCAUCAAAGAUGUGUAUGAAGCUAAUCCUGAGAAGAAUGAAUCUGUUUGCAGUAAGGCACUGAACCAGUUGCUGAUUCAAGAACAUUUCAAAGAUGUUCUUAGUGCUUCUUUCAGUUUCUUCAACUUGGAUUUCUUGUCUCUAGUUUACCAUAAUAGUAAUGAAGACCCCAAGAUUUAUGAACCUGAAAUUGCUAAACUCAGGGAAUUGACACCCAUUGCGCUAAGAUUCCGAAUGAGCAUGAAGAGCGGGAACUUGAAAAAUGCUGUGAAGUAUCUUCUAAGGUGUGACGAAUUUAGCCAAGAAUAUAUUUCAGAAUUCGUGGUAAAUAAUAAGUUAGAGAAUGCUGCAUAUGCUGCGAUCAGAAAUAAUCAUGACCAUUUCGACUUGGUGACUAGAUUAUAUGCCAAACGCCUUGCUCUUCAGCAGAAACAUAUAGAAGCCGGUUUUAUAUUGAAACGUAAUAAAUUGUUUGCAGAAGCUCUUAUCCAGUAUAAACUUGCUCUUGAGUGGAUGGAAGUGCUAAGUUUGAUGCGUUUAUUGAAGUAUGAUGUAGAGGAAAGAAGGAUUAUGGUGUAUGAAUUAUCAGAGAGUUUACUGAAAGAUAAUAGAAUAGAUGAGGCUGUGAUAUUACUUGAACAUUACAAUAAGGAUUAUCAAAGAGCUGUAGCCACUCUUACUGAGCGUAAAUGUUUUAGAAGAGCCAUUAGUAUGGCUCAGGCAUAUGGUGCCUUUGAUGUAAUAGAAAGAGAUAUUCUUCCUGACUUGAACAAUUACAUGACUUUUUUGAUGGAGAAAACCAACAAUUUCAAAAAUCAUUUUGAAAAGUAUGCUGAUCGUUUGAAGACAGUUAGGGAAGAGAAAAUAUCUAAAUUGGGGCGAGGUUUUGAAGGUUUUCAUGAGGGUGAACAGGAUUUAUAUUCAGAAAGUGGCAGUACGAUUUCUUCACUAGGUUCUUCUAGAGCUACUUCGAGAUCAAGAGGAUCUACUCUGUCAUCAAAAAAUAGAAGAAAAGAGGAAAGGAAGAAAACAGAUUUACGAGAAGGCGGUUUUUAUGAGGAUAUAGCACUCAUGAGAGCACUCCAUAUUUUGUAUGCAGAAACGUCUGGCUUUGGAAAAGAUAUAAGAGAGGUGUGCCUAAUCGUUGAAAACGAUAAUGUAGAUAAUUGCAAAGAGCUCCAUAAAAAAUUCACAGAACUACAGAGGGAUAUGGUUAAGAGGAUUCCCGAAAUUUGGCCAGAUGUAUUCGUUAAAGAUACAGAAACCAGUGACCAUGAUGUAUUGGCCAUCAUACAGAACAAACAAGAUUUAGAUCCUAAAUAUCGCACACCACCUUCAGAUUAUGCAGGAUGCCUUUCUUGGGCGCUGGACAUAUUUUCAUGAGGAUGAUGUUCACUUCUAAGUUACAAUUUUACUAUUACAAAAUAAAACUAGAAACUCAUGUUUUUGGAAAAAAAGA